AUGCAUCGUUCUCUUCGGCUUCAAAAGAAAACACUGGACAGGACGAUUUCGGAGCUUGAACAGAAGGCUGCAGAAGAAGCAGUGGGUAAUGAAUUGCUAGAAAAGCUGGGAGAUUUGGUAACUGAAAGGGAAGGUAUUCAGAGGAAGCUUUCAACAAGUUACAGUUUGGGAAGGGAUAGAGCUGCCUCGUCUAACUCACUCCUCCCUUUAUAUGAUGGGAAAACAAGAAGCUACUCUUUCCAAGGUUCAAAGAAAGAGAGUGUUACUAUCUUCCGCACACUCAGUGAUACUUCUUCAGCAGAUAGCAGCAGUGAAGAAGAGGCCAACACGAAUAUAUACAAAGACAAAGAGUCAGCAAUCAAGGCAAAGGGAAAGGCACAUAUUGAAAUGGGGAAUUCUAGCAAUGGUAAGAAUUAUGAAAUCCAUUAUCGGGCUACUCCUUCCGGGUCAGGAUCAGGCUCAAAAGGCUUCAUAAACCCAUUGUUUAUGGAGCAGGCAAGUGAUGAAACAGGGAAAGUGAAGUUUCAAGAUGAGGGAGAGGUGAUGGAAACAAUGCAAAAUGGUAGUAGGAGUAUCAGGAAGAGGGCAUCGUCCUCAACCAACUAG
This is a messenger RNA of Ilex paraguariensis (yerba mate), 606 nucleotides long. Lineage: Eukaryota; Viridiplantae; Streptophyta; Magnoliopsida; Aquifoliales; Aquifoliaceae. The record is from the annotation of a GenBank genome assembly.